Messenger RNA from Aspergillus sclerotioniger CBS 115572, 1665 nucleotides. RefSeq names its product Zn(II)2Cys6 transcription factor. The transcript has 5 exons. Gene Ontology annotation, molecular function: DNA-binding transcription factor activity, RNA polymerase II-specific; zinc ion binding; transcription cis-regulatory region binding. The coding region runs from base 73 to 1632 and encodes 519 amino acids. NCBI's taxonomy places the organism in Eukaryota, Fungi, Ascomycota, Eurotiomycetes, Eurotiales, Aspergillaceae. Gene Ontology annotation, biological process: positive regulation of transcription by RNA polymerase II. Gene Ontology annotation, cellular component: nucleus. The record is from RefSeq and is a predicted model, not a curated record.
CACCAUCUUCCACCACCCAAUUGACCUACUAGCCACGCAUUGGCUUUGACUAGCACACAACCAGUAACCAAAAUGAACGUCCGGAGUCGCACUGGUUGUUUAGCCUGCAAAAAGCGCAAGCGUCGCUGCGGAGAGGAGAAACCAGCUUGCAGGAAUUGUGUUGUGCGCGGGUUCGAAUGCCCUUAUCUGUCAGAAAACUCUCAAUCGAUCACCGUUCGGUUCAAGAUAUCGCUUUCAAAUGGUGCUCGGUUACCCGUUGAGAAGCAAAGUCGGAGGCACUUUCUGACCAUUUCCUCCGGAGAUGUCUCCCUACUAUCAUCUGAGCAUAAUCAAGAAGAUACACCCGCGAAGAUUGACGAUACUCGCACUAAAGCUAUCCCCGACUGCUUCAACCCGGUCAGACUGGAAGCAUCAAUCUUCGCCACCCCUCUAGUUGAUUGCACGGGGCUCGAGGAACAACUCUUCCAAUACUAUCUGCAGGUCAUAUGCCGAGUAAGAGUAUUCCGCGAUGACCCAAGAAACAAAUUCCGAUCUCUUGUCGUCCCCUUCUGUCGCGGACGAAGACCAUUAUUAUACGCGGUCCUAUCCGUGAGCGCCAACGACCGUCGCACAGAGACCGUAGCGACACACAUAAACUACGAACAGCUCGCACUAUCGUACAAAUACCUCGCACUGAAAUCACUCCGGAAAUCACUAUCCGACGUCAGCAACGCCAGCGAGGCACUCAUGACCUGUCUCAUCUUAUGCACCCUGGAAAUAGCUUCAGGCUGUCAGCCAGAUUGGGUGCGUCACGUUCAAGGCGCCUUCGCCAUUAUCAACAGCUGCUCUAGCAUGAUCGACCCCGAAAUCUUAUUCUUCGCACGAAGCUACUUCCAAUCCCGAGCGAUCUUUUUCCGCACAACAGGCUCUCACAACACCUCCGACAAGGAUCCCGACCCCCUCGCCAACCUCCAACCAAAUAUAAACCACUGCAUGGACCUCUUCUCGCAAACCCCCUGCCUCAACACCAAGUACACCGACGAGCAAACCAAAAUCCAACCCCACAUCGGCUGCUCCCUCAGCCUCCUGGACAUCAUCGCCCGCGCAACAGACCUAGUCAGUCAAAAACAACAACUCCGUCAAACUGGCACCAGCUCCUUCUUCUCCGAAGGUGAAAUGCUCCAACGAGUAAUUUCACUACGCAGUGAACUCGACUCUCUCCCCAAAGAAUACUCCCCUGACAGCGAAUACCUCACAACAUGCGGACAAUGUUUCCGCUUAGCCGCAGACCUAUACCUACAACUAGCAUGCGACAUCCCUUUAUCCCAACCAACCCUCCAAACCAUGCUAGGAAAGCUCCUCGACUAUAUCGGUCAGGUCAUCCGAGAGGAUCAGGAAAGACAGUUAUUCCCAAUGUGGCCGCUGUUUCUGGCUGGUUGUCUAUCCACGUCGGAUUAUGAUCGAGUGCGCGUUUUGAAUUAUUUCACUUAUCUUUCUUAUUCGUGGCCCGUUAGCAAUGUGGCGAUUGUACGAGAGGCAACGGAGACGGUAUGGAAGUUUCGGGAUUUGAAUCCUCAUGAUUGUGGGAGUGGAUGUGGGUUCGAUUGGCAGAUGAUUAUCAAUCGGAUGAAUUGGAAGUUGGCGUUGUCGUAGCUGAUUCCCAGCUGCAGAAAUUAUCAUUAUACG